AUGUUUAAACAAAUGUUAUGUCAAAUAUUUUCUAAUCAAUGUCAAUUAACUUCUCUUCAGCUCGAUAUAGCCAAUUUGUCUUAUGAAAUUCAUCAAAGUUUAAAUUCACAUGAUUAUCUUUUAGCAAACAAAAUUUCUAAUGAAUCUCAAUCUUACUGUAUAGCUCUACGCCGUUUGUUUAUUCAUCUCAAUUAUGCCUGUUUUCUUGAACAUAUCAUUGAAUAUGUGCCCAAUCUCGAACAACUAUCGGUUUAUUUUCGCAAUUCAUUGAUCGAUAAGUAUCGUCUUGCUUUAAAUAUUCAAAUACCGCAACUAUCAAAUGGAAAUUGGUUUAAUAAAGUACCAAGAUUGGACAGCUUUACAUUGAAAAGUUGUGUUCAUACUGAUUUUGAAUUUACUUAUUUAAAAUGGCUUCUGAAUAAUUUAAAUCACAUUACAAAACUAGAGAUUCAUUUACAUAGUAUACGUAUAUGGAAAACAGAUCAAUUAAUGUUAAAAUCUGUUAUUGAUGCAAAUUUUAUUCGUCAAUAUUGUUUACCUGAUCAAAUAAUUAAUUUAAAAUAUUUUUAUUUUUAUAUUUGUGCAGAACGUCAAUCGCCAUUAAAUAAUAUUUCGAAAAUAGUUAAUUCUUUUAAAAUAAAUUCUUUUUUUAUUGAUCAUCAAUGGACAAAUGUUCAAUGUUUUUAUGAUGAAAAUACCUUAUUUCAACAUAUAUUCUCUUCUAAUCUUAAGAAACUUCAACAUUCUAUUGUUUUAUUGUAA
Molecule: messenger RNA, 762 nt
Organism: Rotaria sp. Silwood1
Lineage: Eukaryota; Metazoa; Rotifera; Eurotatoria; Philodinida; Philodinidae
Source: the annotation of a GenBank genome assembly